Hydractinia symbiolongicarpus is the source of this 1470-nucleotide messenger RNA. RefSeq lists its product as uncharacterized. The record is from RefSeq and is a predicted model, not a curated record. The coding region runs from base 1 to 1470 and encodes 489 amino acids. NCBI's taxonomy places the organism in Eukaryota, Metazoa, Cnidaria, Hydrozoa, Anthoathecata, Hydractiniidae. The transcript has a single exon.
AUGGGCUCUGCGAAAAUUUCCUUAUGGAUUUUAUGGAGGAAACCAAUUGAUGGUACCAACGAGUUUUUCGAGGAGGCGGACAAGGUGUUCCACAGCAAUAUGACAUCAGUAUUUCAGGGAACAAUCGUGGAUGAAGUGAUGGAUACGAUGCUCGCACAAAUCAGAAUGCAUGUGGAGAAUCCCGCGCUGCCCAAGAGUGGUUUUAGUAUCGGCCGCAUCCUACAUCUCGACGUGGACUUUCACAAACUGAAGCUGACGAGAGGUUCCUCGUAUAUCAAGGCACCAAGAUGGAUUGCAAUGAAGAAGGCUAUCAUGAACCCAAAUAACAACGAUGAAGAGUGUUUCAAGUGGGCUGUGAUUGCAGCGUUGCAUAAUGAAGAUAUUGGCAUUCAUCCAGAACGUAUUAGCAAGCUGAGACCAUAUGCAAAGGUCUAUAACUGGCAGGGCAUUGAGUUUCCAACAAGCAUCAAGGAUAUCUUCAAGUUUGAAAAGAACAACACGGACAUCGCGGUAAACGUCCUGUAUGUGACAGGGAAGACUUUCAAUAUCCUGCGUCGAUCUACAUACAAUGGACGCAAUAAACAUGUUAAUCUACUACUCCUUACGGAUGAUAAAAAGACUCACUAUACAACUAUCAAAAAUCUCUCACGGCUAUUGGGUAGCGAGAUAUCGAAGAAUCAUUUAAAGAUGCGCUUCUGCCUGAACUGUCUGCAAGUCUUUCCAACAAUCGAGUCGCGUGAUAAACACUAUUCAUACUGCAAAGAUAACGAAGCGGUCAAGAUCACGAUGGCCUGCGAAAAGGAAAAACACUUAUACUACCAAGAUGGCCAGCAGCAAUUCAAAGUGCCAUUCAUCAUCUAUGCGGACUUUGAAAGCCUACUCAUUCCGAUGAAAGAAAAUGCUCGGGAUACAAAGAACAAGACGCUGAGUAAGCAUGUACCAUGCGGGUGGGCCACAUACUCCACUUUCGCAUAUGGAGAAGUGCCGGACCCCCUAACAGUAUAUAGGGACGAGGACUGCGUAACCCGAUUUGUCAACCACCUGGAGGAUGAGGUAAAGCGGCUCUACGCUACCUUCCCACGGAAGCCCAUGCUACCAUUAACGGAGGAGCAGAGGAAUGAAUAUAAUGCUGCAGAUACCUGUCACAUAUGCAUGAAGCCGUUCAACUAUGAAAAUAGAAAAAUUCGGGAUCACUAUCACUAUACAGGGAUGUAUCGAGGAGCAGCCCAUAAUACCUGCAAUCUUAAGUAUAGGAUACCCAAACAUGUACCCGUGAUGUUUCACAACCUAUCAGGGUAUGAUGCUCACUUGUUUAUUCGCGAGCUGGGCGAAAAAUAUGACACUCAGAAUAUAGGAUGCAUCGCCGAGAACACGGAAAAGUACAUAUCGUUUAAUGUUAAAAUCAAGGUAUUGCAGGUAUGGGAUAUGGUGACGCUGAAUUUUAUAAGAAGAUCGGGAUCAGGUUCAUAG